UUUUUAUAAAUCGGAUCGGUAAGCCAUAUGCCCCAAUACUGAGCUAAAAAAGACGCAAAUAUCAUCGUUUUUCCAUGUUGUAUCUAAUUAUCAAAUUUGUCAAGUCGAUAAUUAAAGCCGUAAAAAUUCGGGUUGGAUAUCAUAGUUCCUCGUCAUUAAUUUUGUGAAAAUUGGUAGUAAUAACCGAACUAUCUUAAGUGGCUUUAUUUUUUUUUGAUUGUAAGGAUGGCAAAAAAUCACUUUAUUUAUACUUCUUUGAUUUUGCUGAUUCAUGCCUUAUUUCGGUGAUUGGAUUAACGGCAAUAAAUUAAUUCCUCAGCCGCAAGGUAUUUUUCCCACUGUGAAAAAACUUUUUCAUUUGUAUUAUAUUAUAAUCAGUACAUCUAUACUAGCUACACAGCCCCUCUUCCCGAGAUAUGGCUUAGCUUUCAAUAAUCACAAAUAUCUAGGAAAUUCAUCUAAAUAAUUCACAUUUUUGUUUGUUGUUUCUGAUUUAGAUCUCUUCGAUUUCCUUGUGAAUAAACCCGGGAACAAGCGCUAUCAUCAUUUUCAUCAUAACCCACACCACCACCUUCAGCAGCAACGCCCACACUGCCAC
This is a messenger RNA of Rhizophagus irregularis DAOM 181602=DAOM 197198, 598 nucleotides long. The record is from RefSeq and is a predicted model, not a curated record. NCBI's taxonomy places the organism in Eukaryota, Fungi, Glomeromycota, Glomeromycetes, Glomerales, Glomeraceae.